Molecule: messenger RNA, 378 nt
Organism: Cadophora gregata
Lineage: Eukaryota; Fungi; Ascomycota; Leotiomycetes; Helotiales; Ploettnerulaceae
Exons: 2
Coding region: 1-378 (125 amino acids)
Source: RefSeq, a predicted model, not a curated record
AUGGCAGAUUUACCAUCAUACUCUUCACAAAAUAUAUCCACCACCGCCUCUAGUCCCCCUUUCACUCUUCUCUCCCACGGUGUGGUGAAUGCGAAGCCGCAGAGAUGGCCUUGGCCUUGGUCUUUCUAUUUCCGGGUCGACCAGAUUAGUUCGUUGAGGUUACUUGCUGUGCAGACUGCUACGAGGAGGGGUGGUGAGUUUUGUGCGAGGGAGAGGGAGAGGGAGAGGGAGAGGGAGAGGGAGAGGGAGAGGGAGAGGGAGAGGGAGAGGGAGAGGGAGAGGGAGAGGGAGAGGGAGAGGGAGAGGGAGAGAGAGGUGGGGAGUAUGGUGGAUAGGAUUGUUAAGGUAGCUAUGGGGAGUUGUGAGGUGUGGGGAUAG